CGCAGCGCAGCCUCUGUCAGUCGGUCUCGCGCCGCGCCACGGAACGCACGGCUCCCCGCGCCACGUCGCGCCGCGGCCCCCUCCUCGGACGUGCAAGUUACGCCCCGCGACACGCCGAGCUACUCGACGCACGCGGCUGUGGCUAUGGCCACGCCGAGCCCCGCCCCUGUGACUGGCAGUGACAAGAGUGAUCUGAGUGAGUGAGGGAGUGAGUGAGUGAGUGAUAACCACAGCGAGUCGAGUGCCAAACAAAAAGUAGUGAAGUGCGACAUUGAAUGCGGUCCUCGGCGCCGGAAGACGACGGUCCAUUGGAUUAACUCGCCGCAACCAUCAGAGUGCAAACAGGCUGACGCCGACCCCGCCCCGCCAUGGCGCUGCUCGAGGCGCGGCCCUACCGGCCGUUCAAGUCCUCGGAGGAGUACCUGUACGCCAUGAAGGAGGACCUGGCCGAGUGGCUCAACGCGCUGUACCCGGGCCUGGACCUGGGCGUCGACAACUUCCUGGACCGCCUCGAGACGGGCGUGCUGCUGUGCAAGCACGCCAACGCGGUGCGGCAGUCAGCGCUGGACUACGUGUCGCGGCGCCAGGCGCGCGGCAGGCCGCUCACCGCCUCGGCGUCCACCUCGGGCGGCGGGCUGGCCCUCGCCCUGGCGCUCAGCCUCCGCGGCGAGGUGCGCUACCUGGCCGCCGCCAAGCCCGGCACCUUCUUCGCCCGCGACAACGUGAGCAACUUCAUCGCCUGGUGCCGCAAGGACCUGGGCGUCAUCGAGUGCCUGCUCUUCGAGACCGAGGACCUGAUCGCGAGGAAGAAUGAGAAGCACGUCAUCCUGUGUCUACUCGAGGUGGCACGAAGGGGGGCUAAAAUGGGCAUGUUGGCGCCCAUGCUGGUGCAGCUGGAGCGGGAGAUCGACCGGGAGAUCGCGCUGGAGGCGCGCGCGCAGCAGCGCACCGACCUGGUCCAGGAGGAGGGCAUGGAAGACAGCGACGAGGACGACGACGACGAUGACGACGACAUGGACAACCGCUUCUUGGGGCCCAUGCCGCAGAUCAUCACCAACGACCUGAAGAGCCUCGAUGAGAUGGUGCGAGAACUAGUGGAGCGCUGCCAGUGCCCCACGCAGUUCCCCAUGAUCAGGGUGUCGGAGGGCAAGUACCGCAUCGGCGACACCAAGGUGCUCAUCUUCGUGCGGGUGCUGAGGAGCCACGUGAUGGUGCGUGUGGGUGGCGGCUGGGACACCCUGUCGCACUACCUGGACAAGCACGACCCUUGUCGCUGCAGAAGCUUGCGGAGACCUUGCCACCACAACGUGCCUUCUUGUUUUUCCCACCGCGCUCCGGUGUCCGCCAAGCUGGUGCUCAAGAACCAGGGCUCGCUGGAACUCAACAGCGCGCAUGUCCACUACGAGAGGUCGCCACCGCGCACCCGACGCUCUUCGGCGUCCAGCGUGAGCUCGGGCGGACGGCCGGACAUGGGCUGCCUCCCGGUGCCCACGGUGGCCGGCUACCCUGGGUCGCCGUCGUCGACCCUGCAGCAGGCGACCAGGUCGCCGAGGAACCGCUCGCGAUCGCCGACCCCCGGCCGGCGGGGGCAGUCCACCGGAGCCGCCAAGGUGAACGGCGUCGCCCCGUGCGGGCCCGGGUUGUCGCCCACGCUGGCGGCCAGCACGGCGUCCUCCAGGGCGCGGUCACGCUCGCCUGCUGACCCGAACCCCAACGUGUACUCGCACGUGAACGGCUCGGCGCUGGGCGUACCUGGCGAGCCGAGUCGGAGCCGCAGCCGGUCGCCCACACCUCGCCGGUCCAGCGCCGUCAGCACCGUCAGCACCAACGGCAACCUGGGCGUGCCGGCGGCGCAGCGCGCGCGGCCCCGGGACCGCAGCGCGUCCCCCAACUCGCUGGCCAGCCCCGUGCUCCCUCGCCGCGGCAGCACGAGGAUUCACAAGAGCGCCACGACCAGCGCCAUCGUGGAGCCCGUCGACGACGCCGACUUCCCGCGCGCGCACCGCCUCGUGCGACCGAGGUCGCCGUCGCCCGGACACGCCUGGUCUGCCCGUGCGGAGCCCGUUAUGGAGGUCGGCCGGAUCGUGGAUGUGGUCCCCGCCGACGCCGCUCCGCAGCCCUCGCCCGCGCAGCUGGUGCAGCCCGCCGUCACCACUACCACCGUCGUGGUCACCAGCGGCGGCGACUCGGGCUCCGAGGUGGGGUCCGACGAGGGCUACCGGUCGCUGGGCGUCGCCACCACGCCUCCGGCCGGCGAGAAGCGCAGCAUCAUCGCGGGCGUCCGGGACAACGAGGCUGGCGACAUCCACGAGGAGCCCUCGACCCGGGAGAGCUCUUGCUCCGACUUGUCCGCCAGCGGCGACGUGCUCAACGCCAACAUUCCAGCCCCGGGGACGCCGCGCUCCGUGCGACGCAACCAGACCGGCAUCCCAGCGCCCACGUCCAGGCCGGGCUCGAGGCCGAGCUCCAGGCCGGGCUCCAGGCCUGCCUCCAGGCCCUCCUCCAGGCCAGGGUCCCGCGCCACCUCCAGGGACCGAGGCGACUACGACAUCGAGGAGGCCAUCGGCCAGCCCAGGAGAAUGGCCGAGCUCGGUGGCACGACCUGUGGCGGCUUCUACGCGAAGGCGGCGCCCGGGCCCGGCGGCAGACGCCGGUCGUCCGGCAGCGAGGACCUGGAGGCGGUGGCGGGCGGCCUGCGCCGUCUGCAGGCGGCCCGGGAGGCCUCGGUGCCCACGACGGCGCCGAGCGCCCAGCCGGCGCGCUCCGGGAGGUCCCGGUCGGCGAGCGCUGACCACACCCAGCAGGCCGGUGCUCAUAGAAUCAAUGGGUUGAGCCACCAGCAGCUGGCCGGUCAGCAGCUCGCGCCGCAGCGCCGCUCCUCGAGCAGCGCGGGGGCGGGGUCGUGGGGCGCGGGCCGCAAGCCGCGGCCCUCGCUCACGCCCGACACGUUCACCCGCGGCACGCCGCAGCGCGCCUCGCUGCCCGCGCGCGGCCGCGCCUCGCGCCCCCAGAGCCGCCAGAGCAACGGCAACGUGCUGCCGCAGACCAACAACAUCUCGCCCAUCCUGGAGCAGAUCCUCAAGGGGUCCGACCUGCAGGACGACGCCAAGGUGCUGCAGAAGAUGAAGGACAUCAUCCAGCACUACGCGGCCAUCGUCGACGAGAAGCUGGCGCGCGAGGAGGAGGAGGAGCAGCUGGACUUUACCUCGGCGUGGGUGCGCGGCCUGCCCAGCCAGCAGCAGCAGCAGCUGCAGCAGCAAGGGCAGCAGGCCAGGGUCACGCCGCGCAAGGACGUGCACCCGCAGGGCACCACGUCCCGGAUCCCGGCGCCCGUGGCUGCCGGCAAGCACCGCGUCUGACCGGCUGCUGCCGCCCAGCCGCGGGACGCAGGUGACGUAGGCGUGUCCGGGGCCCUGGCGCUGUUCUGCAGCCCUCGCGAUCGUAAAUGAGCUAGGCGGGACAGCGACACUCCACUCCAGGCCGCGCCUUCCCCGGCGUGCAUCACUUUUACGGUUCCGUCGCGUCCGUCGGUCCCGACACGAAACAGCUGCGGAUGGCCACCACCUCUUGCUGUGCAGCGCGUGCAGGGCCCCGGGGAGAGGACAACACUGAUCGUGUCCUGGAGCGGGGAGGAAGGGGGGGGCGAAUGUAGGGCAGUGGAGGCCGAGCUCACGCGGAGCUCACGCGCGCGACUAUUAUAUUCCGCCGCGCUGCCGUAUGAGUAUUGUGCGGCCUGAGCCACGCGUUGUCGCUGCCGUUGUUACCCAGACGUGCGGUACUGCUGCUGCUGCUGCUGCUGUGCGGACUCUCGGGAGCGGUAGAGAAAAA
This is a messenger RNA of Frankliniella occidentalis (western flower thrips), 3828 nucleotides long. Its product is annotated as GAS2-like protein pickled eggs. Gene Ontology annotation, molecular function: microtubule binding; actin filament binding; cytoskeletal adaptor activity. The transcript is spliced from 13 exons. The coding region runs from base 369 to 3359 and encodes 996 amino acids. Gene Ontology annotation, cellular component: microtubule plus-end; actin filament; stress fiber. NCBI's taxonomy places the organism in Eukaryota, Metazoa, Arthropoda, Insecta, Thysanoptera, Thripidae. The record is from RefSeq and is a predicted model, not a curated record. Gene Ontology annotation, biological process: regulation of microtubule polymerization or depolymerization; microtubule bundle formation; actin crosslink formation.